Messenger RNA from Mugil cephalus (flathead mullet), 3621 nucleotides. Its product is annotated as RAC-beta serine/threonine-protein kinase-like. Gene Ontology annotation, molecular function: ATP binding; protein serine/threonine kinase activity. Lineage: Eukaryota; Metazoa; Chordata; Actinopteri; Mugiliformes; Mugilidae. The record is from RefSeq and is a predicted model, not a curated record. The transcript has 14 exons. The coding region runs from base 269 to 1708 and encodes 479 amino acids. Gene Ontology annotation, biological process: protein phosphorylation.
UCUUUAUCUAGCCUGUCAAAACUGCACUGGAAGGAGAGCAACGUGGGAUAACGUCAGUGAAAAGUGUGUGAAAUCCAACAAAUUCCUUGGUUUAAUGUAAAUGUCUGGAUUACAGGAUCAGCCGAGGAGUCACUUAUCUCACGAGGCAAUCCUGUUCAGAUUUUAUAACUGAGCGAGUGACUGAGACGCGGACAAGCCAAGAGAGAGAAUCUACCUUCCCCCUUCAGGACGUCUUGUCUCCUACCCUCUCUGAAAAGCAUCUGCCACCAUGAAUGAAGUCAGUAUAGUCAGAGAGGGCUGGCUCCAAAAAAGAGGUGAAUAUAUCAAAACAUGGAGGCCCAGGUAUUUCAUCUUGAAAAGCGACGGUUCCUUCAUAGGCUACAAAGAGAAGCCUGAUUUAAAUGACCAGACCUCCCCACCUCUGAACAACUUCUCUGUGGCAGAAUGCCAAAUAAUGAAGACUGAAAGACCCCGACCCCACACAUUUGUCAUCCGUUGUCUACAGUGGACCACUGUCAUUGAACGUACUUUUCAUGUGGAAACCAAUGAGGACAGAGAGGAGUGGAUGCGGUCAAUUCAGUUUGUGACAAAUAGUCUGAAAAUGCGGGAACAGGAGGAGGAGGAACCAAUGGAUGUGUUCGGAUCCCCAAGCGAAAGCCUGGAAGAGAUGGAGGUGGCAAUGUCCAAAGCUCGCAUCAAAGUGACGAUGAGCGACUUUGAGUACCUGAAGCUGCUCGGCAAAGGAACCUUUGGGAAGGUGAUUCUUGUCAAAGAGAAAUCAACUGGAGUACAUUAUGCCAUGAAAAUACUGCGCAAAACAGUCAUUAUAGCCAAGGAUGAGGUGGCCCACACAGUUACAGAGAGCAGAGUGCUACAGAACACGAGACAUCCGUUUCUUACGGCAUUGAAAUAUGCCUUCCAGACACACGACCGCCUGUGUUUUGUAAUGGAAUAUGCCAACGGAGGUGAGCUUUUCUUUCACCUGUCACGUGAGCGAGUGUUCACAGAAGACCGGGCACGUUUCUACUGUGCUGAGAUCGUAUCAGCGCUGGAGUACCUGCAUUCACGUGACGUUGUUUACCGUGACCUGAAGCUGGAGAAUCUUAUGCUGGACAAAGACGGACACAUCAAAAUCACAGACUUUGGUCUCUGUAAGGAAGGCAUUACACCAGACGCAACCAUGAAGACCUUCUGUGGAACUCCUGAAUAUUUAGCACCUGAGGUCCUAGAAGACAAUGACUAUGGCCGAGCAGUGGACUGGUGGGGUCUGGGUGUAGUCAUGUAUGAGAUGAUGUGUGGCCGCUUGCCAUUUUACAACCAGGAUCAUGAGCGUCUGUUUGAGCUCAUCCUCUUGGAGGAAAUUCGCUUCCCCAGGAAUCUGUCGCCUGAGGCUAAGUCCUUGCUGGCUGGCCUGCUCAAGAAGGACCCUAAACAGAGGUUAGGUGGAGGUCCCGAUGAUGCCAAAGAAGUAAUGAGUCACAAAUUUUUCAUCAGCAUCAAUUGGCAAGAUGUGGAACAAAGAAAGCUGACUCCACUCUUUAAACCCCAAGUGACGUCAGAGACGGACACCAGGUACUUCGACGAUGAGUUCACAGCACAAAUCAUCACACUGACUCCUCCAGACAAGUAUAACAGUCUAGACUGCGAUGACCCCAGCCACGAAGCACAUUUCGACCAGUUCUCCUAUUCUGCUAGCAUAAGGGAGUGAUGGCGUCUGUGCCUUGCAAAACACACGACACAGGAAGACCCAGGCCACAUCUCUAACAGCAAUAGAAUAACCAGAACCCCUUUCAACCACACUACAGACAAAGCUUGGCCGCAGUGCCUGUACUAUAUCAAAGACUUCUGUACCUCACGUUACUCAUUUAUACGAUUCAGCAACACAAUCAGAACUCUGCUGGUAACGCCAUCAGAGGGCCUGUCAACACACAGGUCCUUCAUCAUGUUCGAAAUGGCUGUUACCACUUGGUGAUAGGAUUUAUAUGAGGGAGGAAGAAACGCCAGAUUGUAGGGUGUUUGCUUUGGUGGGCAUGCAUGUGGGUUUCAAUUUUUCCUUUUGAAGAAAAGCCAUCAAAAUCCAAACUGAAUGUCUUCACUUGAGUUUAAAUGAGACUGUCAGGAUGAGGUUUUGUUUGUCCUUAUAUGCAUCAGAAACAACAGAUUGAUUGAAAACACAUCAUGAUUCAGUGUCUUCAAGGAGGAAUUGAAAUGUGCUGUCUAUUUUUAAAAUGUAUGCAAUGAAAAAUCACUUGUAUGUUAAUUUCUCUCUCGUCUCAGAUUGCUGUGUCACAAGUGCUGUUUCCAAUAAUUGCAAUAAGCAAUUAAUGGAAGCUGGGAACACCUUAAUGCACAAUGUGUAUGUUUUUUUUUUGUUUGUUUGUUUUUUUAAACAAUGUUUCUUAAUUCUGUCACCCUUCUGAUCUUUCUUAAUCUGUAGCCAUGUAAUUUAAGAGGUGAUUAAGAGGUAGUUUUUCCCCACUGGGCACAUGUUCAUGAACUCAUGGACGUAUAUGCGCCUGUCAGAAUUUUCACACAAGUCCUGAAAGUAGACAAAGAGAAUUCAGUUAAAAAAAAAAAAAAAAAAAGAAAUAUUACGUGUGUGUAUUUGUGUGUUGAGGGAAAUGAGCGCAAACGUUACAGUUGAAUUGAGAAGUUAGUGCACCUCUAGGAUUACAAGUUCAUUUCAAGGUCCAUCUGUUCACAAGUGUUUCCAACUAAUGUAAUGAGACUCGUGUCAUUCAGUGCCUUGUUCUUUAAAAUAAAACAGGGAUUUUUCACAGUCUGAUCUUCACAGCACGUGGAUUGAGCUUUCUGAGGAUCUCAGGAGUGGCUGACCAAUUAAGAUCACUCUAAAUGUAAAACGCAUAAUAGUAUGAGAAGUCACAAACGAACCCAGGGUAACAUACACACAAUUAGGAGCCUCUCUCCCAUUGGCUAAUGUGAAUGUUCAUGAAUCCACCAUCAGGGGAACACUGAACAACUCUGAGCAAGGACAAAGCCACUGCAAAAUGCAAAAAGAGCGUUUCUGGUUGCAAAAUAGACCAAAGCAGAAUUGUUUGUUUUAAAUGAGAGGUGUAGUGUUUGUCCUUGCCUUUAAAAAGGUGCUUUCACAUCUGUAUUUAGUUCAGAUUCAGGGAGAAAUUUUAAGGACCCCAACGAAUCCACUGAAAGUUUACCGAGACGCUCCUGGUUUCGAACACAAUGUGAAAGCAGGAAAAUUUUCUUACGUUAUAACAAACCAAAUUGAAUGUAAUAUUUUAAUGCCCUUUUGGCCUCUGAAUCCGUUGACUUUUUUCAGUUAUUAUUAUUUGCUCAUUUAGUUCCAGUGCCUCCAAACAUCAAUGUGCUUCUACAUAUAACUGUACAAAAAGAAUAUGGUCCUGAUAUUUUGAGUUUUGGUGCAGUGGUAGCCUGUAAGGAUUUUUUUUUUUUUUUUAAUUCUAUUUUUCAUCUAUUGCAUUGUGAGUGUGAAUCUGUACAUGAAGCAGCAGUCAACCCUGUAUUGGUGCAACCCUGUUGUGUAACUGUUGAUAAAUAAAGAGCUGAUGCAGGCAUGUUGCUAAACAUCCUCUUGCUGACAGAGUCUCCUACCACAUAUUAAAAUAAGAUAAAGAACAUUAA